AUGGAGAAGUUAAAGAACAAGUUGUUCAAGGCGAUAGAGAACAGUGGACAUUCAACAUUUGUAACACUGGCCUCACCAAAGAGUGAGGAUGGCGCUAAAAUGCAAGAGUUUCUCGCAUGGCUCCCAGCAAAGCAUCAUGAGCAACUCUUUGAUAUAUUGCUCCGCGGCAAGAUGGUGCCACUGAUCGAAGAGGAGAUGUUGACACCAUCGGACGACACCAACAUGGACAUGGACAAGGACACUGCCAAGUCAAUACUAAUCGAGUCGCUCAAGAGCUAUGAGUGCGUGCUCCAUCUCUGCUCAUCAUACCUCAAGCUCAAGACCUUGGACCCCCCCGAGCAGCUCUUUCAAAUCAUCAAUAUAUCACAUGACCUCUUGCUGCCAAUCGUUAGUCUGCAAAUGAACAUUGAGACACAGACACAACUGUUUGCCAAGGAUGUGCUGGCUAGACUGGCCAAGAUGUAUGGCAAGCUGGCCAACGAUAUCGCCAUGCUGUGCGAGCUUUGGUACAAACAGGAUAGGCCCAGGAAAGAGGAGCUGGCGCCCCAAACCAUUGCAUAUCUUAUCCAAAAGGCAUAUGAAUCAACUGUUGUGGCAGACAUCACAAGACUGUAUAAUAUGAGGAAUGCACUGUUGGCGCUGGACUUUGGCGAUGAGAGCUCAAUGUCCAUCCAGGAAUUGCUGCUGGGCUGCUUCAUCCAGCCUCAGUUUGUAAAGACGGUGGAUGGCCGCAAGAUGUUGGCCUUCCUAUUCACCAUUCGUCCACAAUUCAUCGAUGCCAUUCAUAAUGUGGUCAAAGGUCAGCUGCUGUCUUGCUCGCGCACCAUCAUGGACGCCUACGCAGAGGUCUACUACAAAGCCUGGAGGGUUGCCACCGGCCCUUUCCUGCUGCGCAUCGAGUUUGGUUGUCUCCAAAACGUGGCGCAGUGCGCCAUCCACGCCGCCAACACCAAGUUGUUCAAGGCCACAAUGGCCUUCUUGCACUACUUCCACGAGAUGAAGGCCAAGGACAAGACGGUCGACUCAAUGCUGCUGCGCGUCUACGAGCCCAUCCUGUGGCGCUCGCUGUCGGUCGCCAACUCUGGCGUGCGCGCCAAUGCCACCCGCCUGUUUGUCGACUCCUUCCCACUGCACGACCGCGAGGCGCCACAGCGCGAGAUCGACGAGGUGCUCCAAAAGCAGUUCAUCGAGCUCCAGAAGCUGCUGUUCGAUCCAGCGAUCACUGUUCGCCAAACGGCCAUCCACGGCGUUCUCUGCAACGUGUUGGCCAAGUUCUGGGAGAUCAUUCCCGUGUCCACAUCGCGCGUGCUCCUGUCCAAGAUCAUUGGCGACUUGGCCCGCGACAAGUCCAGCGGCGCGGUGCGCGAGACCGUGUUCGAGGGCAUCAAGUACCUGCUCGAUAACCAGGCUCUGUCACACAACAUGCUCAAGCAACUGCUACCACAGAUGUCGGUGCUGAUACACGACAGCUCGGAGCGUGUGCGUGAGGCCUUUCUGGACCUGAUGCUCUUCCUCAAGGGCAUCUCGACCAUCCGCUUCCUCGACAUCGUCCCGCUCGACCAUUUGUUGGAGCGCAUGGUCGUUGAUCACAAGAGCGCCACACUCUCCAAGAAGCUCACACAACUGCUGGUGGAGGCCUACUUCCCCGAGAACGAGAAGUCAUCCGAGAUGGUCAACCGCUGCAUCAUGCUAGUCAAGAGCAAGAGGAAUGCCACGGUGGGCUUCUACUCCAACAUUGUCAGCUUUGUGCCCAUCGUCUCCAUUGCCAAGUUCCUGUCGAUCACUUUCAAGUUCAUCAUCACGUUCCUGACUCACAACCCCGACGUCAGCCAGCUGCACCAACCCAGCAGCAGCGUUGAUGCCAAGUCGGCCAAGGGACGCGGCAAGGCGGCUGGCCAGAAGAAGGCGGCGCGUGGCAAGGGUAAGGCGGCCGCAUCAAAGAAGAAGCAGCCAGAGGUGGAGGUUGAGGUCGAGGAGCAGCCAGCUGACGAGGAGGAUGGUGAGCUUCAAAUCACCCUGGAGGACAUCGAAUGUCUGUUGGAGAUUGUAGAGAACACAUUGUCAUCGAUCAAGCCUCAUCUGGAACUUGAAGAGAAUCAGUAUAUUGUCAAGGGCUUGCUGGCCAAGUUCAAUGAUCAGAGUAUCACAUCACUCUACAUUUGGUUGUUCUCUGCGGCCACACCACGAAUCAACUCGAUGUGCCUCGCCAUCAACAUCGCCUCAUUCUUUAGCAUGUCCAACUUCCCAAUGCUCAAAGAGGUGUUGUUGCAGAACUUCCAAGAGAUCGACCAGACCACACCAGACAAGCUGAAGCAGACACUGUUGCUCUGUUUGUUCUCCUGGAACAUUCCCGACCAGGUGCUACAGAUCAUAUUUGAGAACAUUGGCACUCCGUUGCUUUUGCUCAACGAAAGAAACAGUCAUCCAGACACCUCUGGUCGCAAGUCCAUCACCAACAACAACAACAGCAAGAGGAAGAGAAAGACUGGCGAUGAGGACGAAGACCAGGACGAUCAUCCCGAGGAGGUACCAUUCGAACUCAAGAUGGCCGCGGCAACUGACAAGGCAAUGAUAUCCCUGAUAUUCUUGGACAUUCUUUUGAAACAUCACGAGACACGUAGCAGCACUCUGGCGCAACUGGAGGUGUUGAUGUUGCUCAUUGAGAACUUGUUGGCGUAUAUGCCACACACUCAGAUGCGCCUGACUCAUCUGUGCCGACCUGAUGAUGACACUGUGCAGCGUUCCGAUGUGUACAUCAGUGAGAAGCUAUUGGUGUCCUGCUUUGUAAUGUACUGCAAGAUCCUGUUCCAUGCUGAGGGCGCCUCCGAGAGACUCCAGAAGGACUCGGAGCUGUUCCAGGAGCUGUUCCGCUGGGGAUUCGAAGUGCUCAUGCCAAUGAUCCAAUCAUACAUUGAGAAUGGACAGCAAGUGAGCUCGAGCAAGCGAAAGAGAUCGUCGUCAGACGAUGAAGACGAAGAGGAUGAUGAACCGCAGGAGGAGGCCCCAAAGUUCCCUCUCGAUAUCCUGCACAGCUACCUGCUGUUCGUCACGGAGAACAUCACGCUCGGACUCUGUGGACCGACCACUCUGUUUGAGCUGUGCCAGCGCAUUGAUGUCCUGCUCGAGCUGAUGCCAAAAAAUGGCGCAUUCGACGCCGUCAUCCCCGUCAUUGCCAAGUUCACCUACCAAGCCUACUACGCCUCGCAGGACGAUCAGAUGCUGCUGCAGGCAUCGUUCAAGCUGGUGCGCACAUUGCUGGACGUGAUCGACCACUCGUCGAGACGCGAGCUGGCCUGCUCCGAGUCGCCUCUCAGCUUCUUUAGGCUAGCGGACCUGCUCACACUGCACUUCCAGCGCGGCACACUCAGCAACUUUGUCAAGUUGAUCAUGGAGCCGGUAAUCAUCAACAUCACCGAGAUUGGCGAGUAUCUGGCGCCGAGGACCAUCAGCAGUCUGGACAAGUUGACGCCCAUGUGCAACUUUGUCAUCUCCACCGUUGCCAAGUGCACGCCUGCCAUCAACUCAUUGGCCGAGCAUCUACUCAACUAUGUCAAGUUUGAAUCAAUGAGCAAAACAUCCAUCUAUCACAGUCUCAACGUCAUCUCCAUCAUCAUACACACUGCCACUCAAUACUCUAGAACCACCGACUUCUCAUCACUCCAGAACAUAUUAAUCAGUUUCAUUUCCAAACUGCCACACAUGUCGUCCAACUCUUAUGAUGACGACGAUGAAGACAAUCAUGACACAAACCAAGAUGACGGAUCAUUAUGUAUAGACUAUCAACAACUAUUGAAGUUGUCCAAUGAUAUACUGAACAUCAGUAUGUCCAAGAAGAGAUCAUCCGCCAAAGACAAGGCUAAGGACAUGGCUGCCAACAACGCCAUAGUGUAG
Acytostelium subglobosum LB1 is the source of this 3891-nucleotide messenger RNA. RefSeq lists its product as hypothetical. Gene Ontology annotation, cellular component: condensin complex; nucleus. The record is from RefSeq and is a predicted model, not a curated record. Gene Ontology annotation, biological process: mitotic sister chromatid segregation. The transcript has 6 exons. NCBI's taxonomy places the organism in Eukaryota, Evosea, Eumycetozoa, Acytosteliales, Acytosteliaceae. The coding region runs from base 1 to 3891 and encodes 1296 amino acids.